Molecule: messenger RNA, 3410 nt
Organism: Tremella mesenterica DSM 1558
Lineage: Eukaryota; Fungi; Basidiomycota; Tremellomycetes; Tremellales; Tremellaceae
Exons: 9
Coding region: 9-3380 (1123 amino acids)
Biological process (GO): protein polyubiquitination
Cellular component (GO): cytoplasm; nucleus; ubiquitin ligase complex
Molecular function (GO): ubiquitin-ubiquitin ligase activity
Source: RefSeq, a predicted model, not a curated record
CUUUCUUCAUGUCAAAGGAUAACAGCGAUCAACACGACGGGCCAGGCCUGACUGACGCUGACAAGAUCCGGCUCAAACGCCUGGCCAGAUUACAAGGCCCUGACCGAAUACCUCCUUCCUCGUCUUCUCCUUCCCUUACCCCCUCAACCCAAAGCACUUCCGCGGUCGUCGUCCCGAGAAGUGAACCUGCAGCUCAAGACUCGAUUAGUCUCUCGGUCCGUGCCGAGCAGCAAAGUCUCGAUGAUCCGGGAAUCGUUCGGGCGAGCACUCCUUCGAAAGCAAUGUCCUCGGUUUACGCCGUCCACCCACCUAUCCGAGAAGACGGUCCACGAGCCAAGAUGCGGAGCACUUCGACUAUCCCACCUUCAUAUGAGCCCUGGGAGAACUCUCAAAUAGCCAUCAUUUUCCAAGUCACACUAGAGAGUACGAUUGCUCAGCAGAGUGAUUGGCGCUUGUGCUGGCUCAAGGACCUCGCAGACGAGCUGCGGGAAGAAGGCGCUCCUGUGCUCACAAGUACUGGAAUUCUUGACCGCCUGCUGAUCUCUCGCCUCUCUCUCGAUCCCAAAAUCAUGGCCAGAUCUGACGACCCUGACAUCAUCAAUGUUCUCGCGGGGAUGGUACAGGAUGAGACCGUCUUCGAAUAUCUCACUGGUUGCUGGAAGCGACUGCAUGCGGCAAAUAGGGAAGUCUCUCGACUGAAUUUCACCUCGAGUGAGAAGGAACGGUGGAGAAUCACUUCCGACAAGACUCGUAACCUGCUACUGUCAUACUGUGGUAUGACUCUAGAGGAUCCUUCUAUGUUUCCACAACCUGACACCAAACCCACUGGACCCGCUGAAUUCCUGCCCAUUCUCCUGGCGCUUACCCCCUCGGGACCGGGUACCACGCCGAGCGACCACUCAUCAGCCCACAUUUCUCACAAUGCCUUAGGACCGUCCGAUCUUUUACCGUUCCUCAAUGAUAUGGCUCUUGUCGCUGAGCAAGCAAUAUCCGAGAUCAUCACACCAACUCUAAGUUUAUUCUUCCAAGAGUGGUUCAAAUUACCCCGGCCAGACAUUUUAGGAGAUGAAUGGAGGCGCUAUCUUGGGGCAGUUGUUACUCUCGUCCUUGUCAAACCUAUCGCCGCCUGUCUCCCAUUUCUGAGUAUUUGGAUGGCCUCUGGCGUCACGCCGGAGAAGGUCGAAUGGCAGUCUUUACUUGGACCACUGACCCGCCUCAGUGUGUAUCCACGGGAAUUUCCCCAGAUUUGGAAGCUGAAUUUUUCGAAUCCGACCAAUCGCAAAAGAGCCGACAUCGACGCUAACAAGAGCAAUUUACGGCACACUCUAAAUUCGUUGCAAAACUCAUUGUUUACCAUUUACAACAGUAUCAUUCGAGCCUCACCUGCCGCUCGCGAAGAAGUUCUUCACUUUUUUGGACUCGUGGCUCGACUGAAUCAGAAGCGUGCGGGGAUGCAAGUUGACUACCGAAACGUAUCAUCGGACGGCUUUAUGACGAAUCUGCAUUACGUCCUAUUGAAGCUCUUUGAGCCUGCUAUGGACGUGCGAUAUUCGAAAAUCGACAAGGUUGAUCCGGAAUACCUCCGUUCCUCAAAGCUGGUGGACAUUGGCGACGAGACGAAGAUCCGCGCCUCGAAAGAAGAAGCCGACGAAUAUUACUCUAUUUCAGUCGAAAAGUCAUCCAAUUUCAUCACCGAAGUGUUCUACCUGUGCAAUGUGUUUCAGCAUCUCGGUAUCGUGAAGACCAUAGCUCAGCGUGGCAAAGCUGAGCGGAAUAUGAUCGAUAUCGAGAAGCAGCUCAAACAGUCAGAAGCUUCACGUGCAGAAUGGACGGGCAACCCGGCCCUCGAAGCACAAGGAGAGGCUGCCAUCGCCAAGCUCAAGGCCGAUCUGGCCAUCCUUCACGCCUCGCUACAUGCGUACGAUACUCAACUUUUGGAUCCCGUCUUUUAUCGGCUAAACCUGACCUUCCUCGGCUUCAUGAUGACCUGGCUCGUCCGGCUCGUCGAUCCGCAUCGCCAUCACCCAUCACCGACUAUCACUUUGCCUUUAUCCUCUGAGGCCCCUCAACAGUUCCGUAUGCUUCCUGAAUACUUUUUUGACAACGUUGUCGAAUAUUGUGACUUCCUAUCACGUUACGAUCCUAACGCUUUCGACUCCUCCGAUAAAGACACCUUUAUCACGUUCGCAAUCACUUUCUUGUCCCCCGGCUACGUCAAUAAUCCCUUUCUCAAAGCCAAACUGGUAUCAGUGCUAGCGCAUGGACUGUAUCCCGUGGGGUAUUGGAGAAAAGGCCCAAUGUUCGACCGCCUCAGUUAUCAUCCUCUUUCAACACAGUACCUCAUGCCCACGCUGAUUCGCUUCUUCAUCGAUGUAGAGAUGACGGGUGGACACACCCAGUUUUGGGAUAAGUUCAAUUUCCGCCGCGACAUCAGUCGCAUAGUCAAAUCCAUGUGGGAGAAUCCUUUGCAUCGCGAGGCGUUUGUACAAUCUCGAAAGGACGACUUUGACCAAUUCAUCAAGUUCAUCAACAUGCUGAUGAGCGAUACCACUUUUCAUCUCGAAGAGUCUUUAACAAACCUUGCUAAAAUCAAUCAUAUUGAGAGUUUGAAAGCCAAUGCUGCCGAGUGGGACGACCGCCCUGAGACGGAGCGUAGCGAUCUUGCUCAACAACUGCGCCAAGCGGAAUCCAGCGCCCCUUUCCACACUCAAAUGGGGCUUGACCAUGUCAAGCUCAUACGCGACUUCACCGCCACGACCAAGGAACCUUUUGUCACAGCAGAAAUCGUCGACCGGUUAGCCGCCACUUUAGACGAGAAUGUUGUCAUGCUUGUGGGUCCUAAAAUGCAAGAUCUUCGAGUGGCAGAUCCCGAUCGUUUCUCAUUCAAGCCCAAAGAGCUCCUGGCCGCCAUCGCUCAGAUCUAUCUCAACUUAGCUGGGGAGGCAGACUUCAUCAGAGCUGUUGCCAACGACGGACGAAGCUACUCGAAAGAGUUGUUUGAGAGAUUCGCUCGGAUCCUCAAGAAUCGGGCCAUCAUGACUGACGCAGAAGUGGCAGAGGUAAUCUCUUUUACCCAGAAAGUGGAGGAUAUGAGAGCGACUGUUAUGAUGGAGGACGAGAGGGACAUUCCAGAUGAAUUUUUAGACCCUCUUUUAUCGACUCUCAUGAAAGAUCCUGUCAUCCUCCCAGUCUCUCGCGUGGUCAUCGAUCGAAGUACGAUUCGUACCGUCCUCUUGUCCAAGGAGUUGGAUCCUUUCAACAACAUGCCUCUCAAAUUGGAAGAUUGCAUUCCCGAUACCGAACUGAAAGCCAAGAUUGAUGCCUGGUCAGCUGACACUGCUGUCAAACGCUCUGAUGUAAUGGAAGUUGACGACUUGUAAAUGUAGAUGCAUGUGAACACUCAAGGAUCU